This is a messenger RNA of Serpula lacrymans var. lacrymans S7.9, 555 nucleotides long. RefSeq lists its product as uncharacterized. Lineage: Eukaryota; Fungi; Basidiomycota; Agaricomycetes; Boletales; Serpulaceae. The coding region runs from base 1 to 555 and encodes 184 amino acids. The transcript has 2 exons. The record is from RefSeq and is a predicted model, not a curated record.
AUGUCGUCGCAACCUCAAAUGGAUGUCAAUGCUCUGUUGCACAGCAUGCGUGCACAGAUCUUGACAUUGACCACUCAACUCGCCGAGCUGCAGGCAAAUCCCCCUGCAGCAACCCCCUCGGUCAAGAAGAAAUUCAACAAGAAAGUUGAAGUCGCAAAUUGGGACGCAUUUGCCGACAAUUUUGAGGUAGCCACUGUGGUGCUAUCUCGACUAAAGGGACCUGUGGUGGGUCAGUACACCCAAGUUAGAUUGCAGGAGUGCUACACCACGGGAGUGUGGCCCACCUGGGACGAUCUCAAGAAAGAGAUUGAAAAAUACUUCAAACCGCAAGCUGAGCGUGACUGGGCGCGUCAGCAAAUCCGUUCCUUCAAACAAGGAAACAUGAGGACGGAUGACUAUGUUACCCGGUUCCUGGCCCUCUCCAUCCAAGGAGGGCUUGGCAAUGAACAUGCAGUAGAACUGCUGGAGCGCAAUGUGAACCCCCACAUUGCAGAACAGAUCUACUUGCAGGAUACAAGAAAUGAAAACCUGGCCCUGGCGGCUGAGGAAGUAUAA